AUGGCUUCCAAACACCCCUUGAGACGGUCGUGCGCAUUUUGUCGUGCCCGCAAGAUCAAGUGCUCCAAUGAGACGAUUUGUGAAGCAUGUCGAAGGCAGGGAGCAGACUGUAUAUAUGACUUUGAACCUCCUCGCCCCAAGACUCGGCUCAGCCAAGACAGCCCUCGAUCAGAUCCAACGACGCGAUCUGAUGGAGUCUCUGGUCGACAAAGGUCCUCCACUGGCAGCACAUCGCCAAAUGCGAGCUCUGUUGGCACACUCUCGGAGGAGCCCAUGCCAAUGGACGACCUUGACAACAUCGCCCUAGUCUUGGAACAAAAGUUUUAUGAGAACUUUUCUACAGAUGUUGGUCCACGAUCUAACUCAUGGCAGGAAAAGAUUGCAGCCUAUCACCGUUCUAUACAGAAUUCCGUUAAAGAACGCCCCGAAGCCAUGGCCGCCAAGUUCAACCCCAAGAAUGUCAAGUACACCGGCAUCCUCCAUCUGCUAACACAUGAUCUUGUCGGUCUGAUAACGGACCCAUUCGGCUCACUCGGUUGCCAUCAUGUCGAAGAUGGAGGGGCCAGAUUCUUCCUUUCUGGGCUGAUCAGCGACGAGACUCAGACCAUGUUCGACAACAGUCCGUUGAGUGGAAACCCGCUCUCCGAGUAUGGCCAACGCCAACAGACGCAGCUAAUCGAUGUCUGGUUCUCUGUACACCCACUAUCAUUCCUUGUCUCCAAGACGCUACUCCUAAGAGAACUCCGUGACGGAACGCACGAUGAAAUCCUCCUCGCCGCCAUGCUGGCUGACGCCAACUUCAGCAUCGGUGACGAGGUCGCAAUGGCCCGCGGCCACGUUCUGCUCCGAUGGGCCACGGCGCAGCUGCGGACACGACCUCUUCGAUCCAACCAAUUCUCCUCAGGCGGCGCCGCGCAGUACAGUGGAAUCUCGACGCGAAUAUUCAGCGGCAUCUCAACGGCUCAAGCUUUGAUGCUUUUGGCUUGGAAUGCCUUGUGCUCAUUCCAGAUUCGCCGUGCCACAUGCUAUAUUGGCCUUGCGGGCAGGAUUGCCACCGAAAUUAAAGAGCAAAUCUCCAGCACCGCGGCUCCUUUGACUUCUAGUCGAAUAAAUGGGAUUGACGUAUUCGAUGUUGAAAAGGAGAUAGUGGCUUAUCUCUACUGGACUACCUAUUCAUUAAGCCUCUGGGCGUUUAUCCAGAUGGGCAACGGUUAUUUCUCUGGUCUUCUGCCUACUUCUUUAACCUCUAUAUUCCUUCCCGUGACCGAAGCAUCAUCUGUGAUUAUCCAACUAGAUAUGGUGUCCGAAAAUUUCAGCACAUUGCAGAAACAGAAAUCCGUCAUCCGGGAAAUGUGGCCGCUCGCCCACAUUGCCAGUGUUAUUGCCUACAUCUUUGCUCUUUACCCACAUGAAACCGACACGACAGAGUCCCCGAAAACAGAGUUUUGGCAAGAACAGCCACUACUUGCACUGCAACGCAUUCAACAGGGCAAGCCUUCACAGGACGUGGCAUCAGUUUGCCGUGAGAUCAACCGAGUCUUGAUGGAGAGCAUUCAUAUUCUCAACAGGCAGGUCACGGAGACAUCGUCCAGAAGCUUAGUUCUACUUGUCUACCAUGUCAUGGCUAUUCACUUUCUGUUCCCAGUUAUGCCACAGGACCAAGCUGAAGAAGGGGUUCCAGCCGAAGUGGUGGACAGAUUCUGUGCCUCUAGCCAAGAGAUCUUGCAGAUCUUCACGGUCAUUUCAGAGCAGCCCCAAGACCUAUUUAGCCUAACACCAUCACUCCGAUCCUCAUUCCCCGAGCUGUUUUGUCUGGCAUUGGACACCUGCGGGCGGGGGCUUCAUCACAUUCACACGAAGAAGAAGAUGGGGACCUGGCUGAUGGAUUCGCCCAUGACGCACACUUACGACAGCAGGCUGCAUUUGUUGGCCAAGAAGCUAUACACGACCAGUCAAAAUGACUUCCUGAAUCAGGGUAGGUCUCUGAGAUUGGUCCGAAAGCACUUAAAGGCUUGCAUACGAGCCUUUGACGGGACUGGAUGCGGGUCUGCAUCUUCUGGAGUAUCAUCUCCAGACGACAGCAGCAGGUCUGGAAAUUCUAUGCCACAAUCCCCUCUUCACUAUGGUCCCUCAAUCAUUCCGGGUCCCGAAUCAGACUGCAUGUCUACAGCAACAGCUACUGUCAUUGAUUCCAAGUCUUCGUUCAUCCCGGCCAUGGACACAUCGGUGCUUCCGCGAUCCAUGCACCCAUCGCUGCCUUCUUCAGCCCCGGUGAAAGGCUCCGUCCCCUACACACCAAUAGAUGAGCUCCACAAACAUGAUUGGAGUGCUGCAGACGAGCUAUUCCACACUGUACUUGACCCAAACGCCCUCGGUGCGCCCGCGGGAGACCAUCUCAGUGUCUCCGAGCUGGUUGACAUGCACAACGCCUGGUAUCCACAGAUGCACGGGGUCAUGGAUUUCGACAUGUCUGGACCCUUGUCUGGAGGGCAAUGGGAGUGGUCCGAGGUAGGAGUCGAGACGGCAACGGCCGAAUCCGAUAUGGAUUCUGUCUUGUAUUAUUUCGACAAUACCACUAACAAGAGGCCACGCUGA
Molecule: messenger RNA, 2595 nt
Organism: Metarhizium album ARSEF 1941
Lineage: Eukaryota; Fungi; Ascomycota; Sordariomycetes; Hypocreales; Clavicipitaceae
Product: Zn(2)-C6 fungal-type DNA-binding domain protein
Exons: 1
Coding region: 1-2595 (864 amino acids)
Biological process (GO): regulation of DNA-templated transcription
Cellular component (GO): nucleus
Molecular function (GO): zinc ion binding; DNA-binding transcription factor activity, RNA polymerase II-specific
Source: RefSeq, a predicted model, not a curated record